AUGCGCAUCCGUCUGAGAAUUUUGAACAGCGUACUCCACCUUCUCAAACUCAAAAAACAGUACAUUACUCGCUUCAAAGUGCGUUUCGAAAGGGAAAUCGACGAUCUCACUCACAAUCCAUUGUCAUCGUCUGCUCUUAAUGAGCUGCAAUUGACCAGGGCUCGUCGUGUCGUGAAUGCAUCGAAGGUCAUUCUGGGAAUGGGACCGCACGCUGUCCAUAUUGACCACAAAAAGUUCGAACUCUGGAGAUCCAUUCUUUUGCUCAACAACGUCUCUUAUAACAAAACACAACGAGACAUCAAAAACAAAGGACACAUUUUAUCUGAUCCAGCUCUGCAAUUACCAUCGAAGGGAAUCCGUCAUCGUUGA
Caenorhabditis remanei is the source of this 369-nucleotide messenger RNA. RefSeq lists its product as uncharacterized. The record is from RefSeq and is a predicted model, not a curated record. Bases 1 to 369 code for a protein of 122 amino acids. The transcript has 3 exons. Lineage: Eukaryota; Metazoa; Nematoda; Chromadorea; Rhabditida; Rhabditidae.